GACAACCUGAGUCCCCUGUGGUUUCUUCUGGCUCUUUUGGCGAUGUUCCCUCUGUUUAGGAGGGCCUUGAGCCGCUUUUCGGUUCGCAGCUUUCAGCAAACUGUUGAAAGGCAGAACCACCAGGACAGGCUGCCUAAUUUUCACGAUAAGUAUGGCACCCCAAUAUUGCUCAGUGGAGCCACUUUCUGUCUUGCCAUUUGGGCAUAUGCGGCUACACAAAUUGGAAUUGAGUGGAACUUGUCCCCUGUGGGCAGGGUGGUCCCAAAAGAUUGGAGGAGCCAGUAAAGGAGAAAUUCCUUUUCAUCAAAGCUGGCCAAAG
This is a messenger RNA of Trichosurus vulpecula (common brushtail), 319 nucleotides long. Its product is annotated as cytochrome c oxidase subunit 7B, mitochondrial-like. Lineage: Eukaryota; Metazoa; Chordata; Mammalia; Diprotodontia; Phalangeridae. The record is from RefSeq and is a predicted model, not a curated record. The coding region runs from base 43 to 285 and encodes 80 amino acids. Gene Ontology annotation, biological process: mitochondrial electron transport, cytochrome c to oxygen. The transcript has a single exon.